Molecule: messenger RNA, 1722 nt
Organism: Ipomoea nil (Japanese morning glory)
Lineage: Eukaryota; Viridiplantae; Streptophyta; Magnoliopsida; Solanales; Convolvulaceae
Product: protein ZINC INDUCED FACILITATOR-LIKE 1-like
Exons: 17
Coding region: 92-1564 (490 amino acids)
Biological process (GO): transmembrane transport; regulation of stomatal closure
Cellular component (GO): plasma membrane; plant-type vacuole membrane
Molecular function (GO): solute:potassium antiporter activity
Source: RefSeq, a predicted model, not a curated record
GCACAUGCUCGGCCGGCCCUGACUUGGAGCCACAACUCAUUUCUUUUUAUGCUUAAAUAAUGGUUUUGUGUGAGAAUUUUAAUUUGAUGAAAUGGAGAAGGGAUCAGGAUCAGAGUACAAGGAGGCACUGUUGUUAAGUAACCUGCAGAAGAAGAAUUGUUACUAUGAAAACUGCCCAGGAUGUAAGGUGGAGCAGCAGAAGAGAUUGCAGAGGGGUUUACCAAUCAAGAACCUCAUCACAGUUUGGAUUAUUGUGCUUGCCACUGCACUUCCAAUAUCAUCCCUGUUUCCAUUCCUUUAUUUCAUGGUAAGGGAUUUCCAGAUUGCGAAGCGGGAAGAAGAUAUAGGUUUUUAUGCAGGUUAUAUUGGAUCAUCGUUUAUGGUAGGAAGAGCACUGACAUCUGUGUUCUGGGGAAUGGUGGCUGAUCGAUAUGGCCGGAAACCAGUCUUAGUAUUUGGCACCAUGGCAGUGGUUGUUCUCAACACUCUCUUUGGUUUGAGUGUAAAUUUCUGGAUGGCAAUCAUCACAAGAUUUCUUCUUGGAAGUUUGAAUGGCUUACUUGGACCAGUAAAGGCAUAUGCAGCAGAACUUUUCCAUGAAGAACACCAAGCCUUGGGAAUGUCAAUGAUUACCAUAUCAUGGGGUAUAGGCUUAGUUAUUGGUCCAUCUUUAGGAGGCUUUCUUUCACAGCCUGCAGAGAAAUACCCUUCUGUGUUCUCUCCAGACUCUUUAUUUGGGAGAUUUCCGUACCUCUUGCCGUGCUUAAUCAUUUCAUUCUUUGCACUGGUAGUAGCUAUUGGUUCGUUUUGGAUACCAGAAACAUUGCAUAAACAUGAUUCAGUUAGUGUUUCACCAUGUGACUCAAAUGAGGCGUUAGAGGCUGCAGCUCACCAUCAAGUUGAAACAGAAACUUCUUCCAAAGAAAGCCUUUUCAAGAACUGGCCAUUGAUUUCAUCCAUCAUUGUGUAUUGUGUCUUCUCUUUUCAUGAUAUGGCCUAUACAGAGAUAUUUUCAUUAUGGGCUGAGAGCCCAAGAAGGAUUGGAGGUUUAAGUUAUUCAUCUAAUGAUGUUGGGGUUGUUCUUGCUAUCUCAGGUUUUGGUCUGCUAGUCUUCCAAUCCUGCAUUUAUCCAUUUUUUGACAGGAAUUUGGGUCCAAGACUGAUAGCACGUGUUGGAGGACUGGUGUCAAUACCCCUCCUGACAAGUUACUCCUAUAUAGCAACAUUAUCUGGAAUUACCCUUUCACUGGUGCUUAACUGUGCAUCUGUCAUGAAGAAUAUUUUGUGUGUAUCAAUCGUAACUGCAAUGUUUAUGCUGCAAAAUAAGGCUGUGGAUCAAAACCAAAGAGGAGCAGCUAAUGGCCUUGCAAUGACAACAAUGUCAAUCUUCAAAGCCAUAGCUCCAGCAGGAGGGGGAACACUCUUUUCAUGGGCACAAACGCGUCAAGAUGCUGCAAUCCUUCCUGGUAGCCAGAUGGUUUUCUUUGUGUUGAAUGUGGUGGAGGCAAUCGGAGUGCUCCUCACAUUUAAGCCAUUUCUUGUUGAACGCCAAAGUGCCAAAUAGAUCAAUCACAUAAAUAAUGCUUUCCAAUUUAAUUAUUAGCUCUUUUCUUAUAUAUGUAUCACCGGAUGUAUGUUAUAAUCAUGUUUGACUUUUACACCCAAUGCAUAAUCAUGUAACACUUCACUUUUUUUAUUUGAGGAAAAUUGCGAAUUGUGAUA